UUCGCCCUGCAGGAAGCCUCAGUACGCACGUGCUGCAGCCACCUUGGAGCACACUGCGGUGCGAUUGAAUGCAGUGAUCAUGACGCAUUGUUGCCGGAAGGCUAGACAGCGAGCGUUCGCUUUUAGCGCGACCUCGACUGGAAAGCAUGAACCAGCUCUGGCUAGCGCGUGGCGUUCGUGCGACCGAGCGCACACUGUGGCCGAGGCCCACGUUGACAUCGUUACGUCAGCUGGUGGGAGUGAGUUCGACAUGAAUCUGCCUGGCAGUUGUUGGCGUACAGACCGUUUUCAGACAGGGAGCAUCGAUGAGCCGAUGUUUGCGCGGUUAUCGGAGCGUCCCCCCGCUGCCACCGUGUUACCUUAAAGUGGUUGUUGCUGUCUAAAAAAAGAACACCACGGGAGAAUUUUGGGCGGCCGCGCGGUGCCGCUGGCGGCCCAAGUCUGGAAGCGACCGCCGAGAUGAAGACCCUGCGCAGCAGCCCGCAUGAAAUUACGUAUGGCCUGAUCUUCCUGGUCGGCUUGACUUUAGUGUGCGCCGGGCUCGCCGUGUUUCCGACGUACAGCAGGAGCCUCGGACUCGCACUGGUCGUCGGCGGAGUGGUGGUUGUCGUCACGGGAGCGCUCAUCGUGGACUCGUGCGCCACCCACGCAGCCGCCUCCGGGCAGUGCCGGCCGCCGGCCUACGAGGCGGUAAUGGCGCAUCGCGAGGAAGACGACGGCGGCGAGACGCUGUUCCUCGGCCCGCGGCCAGGGUCGACGCGACGGCAUUGGAGCCUCCCUUCUCCCUGGUGCACUUGCGCUGCGCCGAGCCAGCGCCUGCUUGAAUUGAGCGGUGUCAACGACCCUCGCACCGGGCGCAAACUGAGCGCGCAGCUGCCGCGCAGCGACCGCAGUGAGCGGGAACGCCUGCAGGGCCGCUUUGUCUACGCGCUCGAGCUCCCAGCCGCCCACCCCCACGGCUCGGCGGCCAACUAUUUGAUCUGGUCGGCAGGCGAGUCGUGGUCGCCGGAACGCCACGCUAUCGGCGGGCCGAGCGUCCUGCCAGAUGCUUCCUUCGACGGGGCCUCGCCCGUGCAUCCUGCCCGUGUAUCGCGCGGCGGCGGAAAGUGCGCACCGCGACGCUGCGAGCCGCCUUCGUACGACGCCGUGCUGGCCGGCGACCUCCGCGGCGGUGCCGGCGGCCUCGCGUCGCCCCGCGGCCGGAUGACGCGGGGCCGAUCGUCGGCACCCGAGCUCCUACUCGGCUCGACCCUGUCGACCGCCGCGGCUGCUCCCGUCGGCCGUGCGGACCGCUAGUUUGCACCCCGGCGUCGCGCACUGCUGCUGCUCAGCGUGGCAGCAGGCGCGAGGAGUCGCAGCAGCUGUUGUGUCUAUGAAACUAGAGAGACUUUGCUCUUCGAAACAGCGCGGACGUUUAUCGGCGAGCGCACAGCUGCGCGGCAGUCCGUGUUUGCGCGGCGCAGUGCUGCGCACGGGAUCUCGUCGGUGAGUCCCCCUCUCCGGCUCCAGACCUCACACCCUCCUAUUCGUUCUGCAGCGGGGCUCUCGGCCACGCAUAUCAGAGGCAAUGGCCGACGCGGUGGAGGGCACGAUUGCGUACCGAAGAGGCGCACCGUAGCUGUUUCGGGGCGGGAGCCGGCAGAACCGUGUGCACAGCACGAGAUCGUGCGCUGUUUCUCUGUAAAGGUGGUUCCAAGAAUGGAGAUGAAACACAGCUGCGGCGGGACGGCCACUGCCGAGAGUCCAUGAAGCGCAGCACCCUCUAUGCGAUCGGGGCCUUCCUCGUGGCCCUGUGUGUGGCCGGCAUCUUCUGCAUCAUCCUCGCCGACAUCACCGUCGGCCUUUUCAUCAUCGGCACAGCGCUUACCGUGGCCCUCCUGUUCGGCAUCGUGUGGAUGGGCCGCGCCUGCUACGGCGGAAUGCCGCGUCGGCCGUCGCUCAGUGUCUCGACGGACGAGCAUUGCCAGCCGCCGGGAGACUCCCUCAUGGCCAUCGACAUUCCGCCCUAUCCGGCGCCAUCGGAGAAGGCCAUCAGAGACGCGCACAGUGACAGGGCCGACUCAAGGGCCGUGCUCUACAAAAGCAGAGACGGGGCCGUAGUCAUAACGAAGAGGCCACCUGUUCUCAGUGACUCGGACAAUGAUUACAGCGGAGUUUAUCUUUAGGGGGCCGCAGAGCUCUUACUGAAAGCGUGCCGUUCGCCCAAAAUAUCCGCCGCGACAAAGAAUUGAGGCUGUUGACUACGUUCGUUUACUUUUCCUAUGGUUUAAAGCUUGCGUUCCAAAAUACCCUGCCGGUCAUAUGACAGGAAGUUGAAGCGCCGCUGCUGUUUCUAUCCCGUGUACCCCUUGUUUUUUUUCGUGCAGCUGCUUCGUGGCCUGCCGAUAACACACGGUCGUCACCUCGACUGCGUCCGCCGCAUCUGUUGCGGGCAGAGAACUGCACAUGUGCGCCGGCCUGGCGUGACCCGUUGGCUCGCGUCUGCCUCACUUGUCACCUUGCCGCAGCGCUAGAUCUCCAGGGAUACGCAACAACAGUUCCAGAGCGACAGGCGCGAAGCUGUUGCUACAUUCCACGUCCCUGAGCGUGAUGGCAGAGCAAAACACGGGGCCGACCGAGAUGCGCUUGCCGGGCAGCUGAGAGAGGCCAGCGCGC
Messenger RNA from Dermacentor albipictus, 2655 nucleotides. RefSeq lists its product as uncharacterized. Lineage: Eukaryota; Metazoa; Arthropoda; Arachnida; Ixodida; Ixodidae. The record is from RefSeq and is a predicted model, not a curated record.